AUGCCCUCAAGGCUCACAUCACAACUACCAUCAAGGAAGAUUAAGUAUGACCCACAAGCCUGGUCACACAUACAAGGACUCACUCUGGCUGAUCCUAAGUUCCACCAGCCAGGGCGAGUAGACAUGUUACUUGGUGUAAAAGUGUAUGCACAAAUACUAGAAGGAAAGGUUAAGAAAGGUCCACCUGGCACUCCAUGCGCUCAAGAAACAAGCCUAGGUUGGAUAAUAUUCGGAGAUGUAGAAGGCACAGCAGGCACUUUACAAGACACCAUAGUUGUGAUGCAUCAUCAGGUCGACGUAGACGACAUGUUAAAGGCAUUUUGGGAGAUAGACACUACAGAUACAAAGAAGAGUCUCACGAAAGAAGAAGAAAGGUGUGAAAUGAUUUACAAGGAGACGCAUACAAGAAACGAAGAAGGAAGAUACAUAGUAACGUUACCAUUCAAAAAAGAAGAACCCCUAUCUCCAAAGGGACACACAAGAGACAUCGCCAUGCUGAGACUGAAACAACAAGAAAGAAGAUUCGAAAGGGAUCCUGAUCUUAAGAAUGAGUAUGUUAAAGCUAUAGAAGAAUACAUGAAUCUAAACUACAUUGAAGAAGUUCCUGAAGAAGAAGUUAACAAGGAGGCAGUAUACCUACCAUAUCACGCUGUGAUUAAAGAAGAAAAAGAAACUACAAAGACUAGAAUAGUCUUCAAUGCUUCUUCUAAAGGCUCUAAUGGCGUAUCCCUGAAUGACGAGCUCCUAGUCGGUCCUCAUCUACAGGAAGACAUGCGAAAUCUAGUCAUGAGAUGGCGUAUGCGACGUGUAGCCAUGAUAUCAGAUAUAAAGAAGAUGUACUUACAGAUUCUGAUGAGCCCGAAGGAUACUAAUUUCCAGAGGAUACUAUGGCGUAAAAAUACAAGCGAUCCUGUCAAAGACUAUAGACUGCUUCGCGUAACUUUUGGCACUGCUUCUGCGCCUUAUCUUGCUGUCAAGACGCUCCAACAAGUGGCAGAAGAUGAAGGCAAGGAAUACCCCCUUGCAUCGAAAACCAUAAAAGAAGAUUUUUUCAUGGAUGACCUGAUGACCGGGUCAGACACCGUGCAAGUGGCUGUAGAUGUUGCCAAGCAGAUCACUGAAAUAUUGAAGAAGGGAGGGUUUGCUCUCCAAAAAUGGGCUUCCAAUAGCACUGACUUCCUUAAAGAAUUUGAACCUUCAGAGAGAAGUACGCAUGUCAAGAUUGAUAUCGAGUUAGGAGGUACAAUCAAAGCCCUAGGACUGUGCUGGAAUAUGGGCGAAGAUAUCUUCCAGUACACUUUAAACUUACCAGAUCCACCUGAAGUCAUCACGAAACGAAACAUAUUGGCUGACAUUCAGCGACUCUUCGAUCCAUUGGGCUGGAUAUCUCCCGCGUUGCUGCCUGCAAAAAGAAUUAUCCAGAAACUUUGGCUCUCACGUGUUGGCUGGGACCAUGAAGUAAACGAAGAGAUAAAAGAAGAAUGGCUAGGUCUACGAAAUGGAUUAGAUGAAAUUAAAAAUAUAAAGCUAGAUAGGUGGAUGAAUACGACACAGGACUCGAUGGAAGAUGUCACUAUACACGGCUUCUGCGAUGCUUCUAAUUAUGCCUAUGGCGCCGUGGCUUAUCUUCGCGCUAAAACACAAGAUGGAGAAUACAAGACAACACUGAUAGCAGCCAAAACAAGAAUAGGACCUGUAAAGCCAAUGAGCGUCCCAAGACUUGAACUGUGCGGAGCUGUUUUACUAUCAAAACUGCUGAAACAAAUAAGCGAAGCAACCCGAAUACCUACCAGUAAGAUGUACGCGUGGACAGACUCUACAAUUGUGUUGUCCUGGCUGCAUGGAGAUCCUGCAAGAUGGCAAACAUUCGUAAGAAAUAGAGUGGUUGCCAUACGAGACAUAAUCCCCAACCAAUGGUACCAUGUUCGAACUACGGAGAACCCUGCUGACAUUUCAUCACGAGGUUUGGCGUUGAGUGAACUGAAGAACUGUGGUCUCUGGUGGCAUGGACCGCAGUGGCUGAAACAUAAGAACAUACAAUUAGAACACCCAAUAAUAGAAGAGACAGACCUGGAAAUGAAAAAGGUAACAAUACAAGUUAACCUAAAUAGAGAAGAAAAUACAGAAGUCUACAAAACCUUACCUGAGAAGUUUGAAGACUAUGAUAAUUUACCUGAUUUACUGAAGUCCAUUGUUUAUGCCAGAAGACUCUUGACGUACCUGAAAGAGAAAACCACGAACAUGGAAAAGACAAUAACAACAAAAGAAUUAGAGAAGGCACUACUAGUAUGUAUAAAGGCUGUGCAAGCAGAGUAUUUCAAGGAAGACAUAGAAAGCUUAAAAACAAAAAAAAGAGUAAGCACUAAGAGCAAAUUAAGAACUUUAAACCCUUACCUUGACGAAAACGAUAUCCUCAGGGUGGGCGCCCUAGUUGGUGCUAGCAAGGAGCUCGCUGACAGUUGGCAAGAGGCAAAACUUGAGUUUGACGGCGAAAUUGCAGAAAAACUAGCCCUUGAUGGUACGCAAUGGCAUUUUGUGCCAGCCUAUAGUCCCACGUUCGGCGGAUUAUGGGAGGCUGGUGUCCGCUCAAUGAAGUACCACCUGAAACGAAUCCUCAACACACACCUGACCUAUGAGGAAAUGAGCACGAUACUCUGCCAGAUUGAAUCUUCUUUAAAUAGUAGACCUCUGUGUCCGAUUGACGAGAAGAACAUCGACAGCAUGGACGUGCUCACGCCUGGCCACUUCUUACUUACCGAAGCACCGAUUACCGUCCCUACUCCAUCUCUCAAGGACGCCAAAAUAAGCAGUUUGAGCCGUUGGCGAUACACUCAGAAAUUAGUCAACGACUUUUGGCGGCAGUGGCUGCAAGAAUAUUUAUGCCGGCUGCAACAGCGUCCUAAAUGGCUUACGAGACGAGAAGAGCUAGAUAUUGGUCAAAUAGUCGUGAUCAAAAACGACCACUUACCACCUGGGAAAUGGCAGCUUGGACGCAUAGUAGAUAAACACCCGGGCGCUGACAACUUAACCCGUGUAUACAGUGUUAAAAGUGGUGAUUCAAUCAUAAAAAGAACUAUUACCAAAUUGUGUCUUAUGCCCGUUGAUACAGAAUCUUAA
Molecule: messenger RNA, 3117 nt
Organism: Cydia splendana
Lineage: Eukaryota; Metazoa; Arthropoda; Insecta; Lepidoptera; Tortricidae
Exons: 2
Coding region: 1-3117 (1038 amino acids)
Molecular function (GO): nucleic acid binding
Source: RefSeq, a predicted model, not a curated record